Messenger RNA from Schistocerca americana (American grasshopper), 1310 nucleotides. Its product is annotated as box C/D snoRNA protein 1. Lineage: Eukaryota; Metazoa; Arthropoda; Insecta; Orthoptera; Acrididae. Gene Ontology annotation, biological process: box C/D snoRNP assembly; maturation of LSU-rRNA from tricistronic rRNA transcript (SSU-rRNA, 5.8S rRNA, LSU-rRNA); snoRNA localization. The transcript has 6 exons. Gene Ontology annotation, cellular component: pre-snoRNP complex; nucleus. The record is from RefSeq and is a predicted model, not a curated record. The coding region runs from base 109 to 1107 and encodes 332 amino acids.
GGAUUCGUGGUGUCAGUUCCCUUUUUCAAAGACACUAGGCCAACGAUAUUUCGUAUCUGUUGCUGAGAUCUUGGAUAUGUUGAUUGAACCGCACUGGCGUCUGGCUCAAUGGCGGCAGAACAUGAUUCGAAUAGCAGGCUUGGGAGGUGCGAAGUUUGUGACUCCCAGGAUGCCAAAUAUACGUGCCCGGCCUGUGAAGUUAAGACUUGUUGUUUGAAAUGUGUCAAUAUACAUAAGAAGGAAUUGAAUUGUAAUGGAGUAAGAAACAGAGUUGAUUAUAAACCACUUUCAAAAUUCAACAACAUGGAUCUUCAAAGCGAUUAUAUGCUUUUAGAAGAAAUGACAAGAUCAGUUGAAACAUUUUCAAGAGACCCAACAAAACGGUUUACACGCUUGGCCACAGAAUUGCCUCCGCACCUUUUUAAACUUAGAGCUGCAGCCACCAGGAGGGGUACUCAUCUCUGUUUCUUACCUCAGUGUUUUACGCGACAUAAGGAAAACACUACAUUUUUUAAUUGGAAAACACAACUAAUAAAAUGGAGAAUAGACUGGAUAUUUCCUGAGUGUGAUAAUUUGAAAAUAUCAUCAGACCAGUGCCUUGAGACUGAGCUUCUGUCACACUUCACUAGUAGCUUCUUGGUACGUGACAACACUCCACUGUCAGAUCAACAGAAACUGCAGUCUUAUUAUGCAAUAGGACUUCCAGGGCUGUUGUUACUUCUAAAGGCAGAGCUGUGUCGUAAGAAGGAAACACAGUUCUUUGAACUUGACCCGCAUGAAAGUUUGAGAGAAAAUUUGAAGGGGAAGACUGUUAUUGAGUAUCCAACAAUAUACGUUGUGAAGAGGCACAACAAACACAUGUUCAACAUUGUGGAUAUAGAGGAAGAAAGCGAGAUAGAAGCUGAAGAUGACCCGUACGAUACCAGUGGGAAAAAAGCUUUCUUGACCAUAAGGAAGAGGCAUGCAGAAUUACGAAAUAAGAAUAAAAGCCUGUUACUUUCUUAUUCUGAUCAAUCAUCAUCUGAAAAUGAGAGUGAAGAACCAAUAGAGAAGAAAUCUCAUUAUGAUAAGCCAGUUAUUCGACAUUGUACAGAAAAUUGUAGGUGAAAUUAUUCUUUUUGAAGCAAUUACCAAAAUUAAAAGUGGAGUAAAUACAGAUGUCAGUGGAUUGUGCCCCAGUGAACAUGUCAUAUAAUUAAUGUUAUUCAUUGGUCGGUAUGAAAUAUGUUUGUGAUCUGUAUGUCUUUUGUGUAUUAAUAAGUUUUUAUUUUUGUUAAUUCAAGCAUGUAAAUAAAUAUUUCACAUUACAA